Messenger RNA from Cicer arietinum (chickpea), 2878 nucleotides. RefSeq lists its product as uncharacterized. Gene Ontology annotation, biological process: intracellular signal transduction. The record is from RefSeq and is a predicted model, not a curated record. NCBI's taxonomy places the organism in Eukaryota, Viridiplantae, Streptophyta, Magnoliopsida, Fabales, Fabaceae.
AUUUGGGCACAGCCGCCCCAACCCAAAGGAAGGACUUCCCGCUUCUCCCUCAGUUUGUCUGAAAUUGACAUUUCCGUUUCAUUUCAACUUUCAACUCUUCAAACUUCAAAGUCAACAACAACGCUUCUUCUUCUUCUUCUUCUUCUUUCCGAUCUCUCACCGCGUUUUUUAAUUAGAGUGUAGCAUAUCAUAUACACUAUAGCUUGUUUUCACCAUGGAAAAUCAACACUUGUUGGAGACAAAGGAAGCAAGUUCCCAUGCUGUUGAAAAGCUGCAAGUGGAUGCUUCUGCCAUUCAGAAUGAAGAUCUGGAUAAAGGGGCAAAAGCUCAGGAUAUUGGUCAUGAUGGCCCUGAGUUUGACAGUAAACUGGAUGAUAUAUCGGACGCGAUAAAGGACGGCAAAGAUGGAAGGUCUAAGUCUGAUACUGAUGAAGACGUAGAGACCAAAUCUGAAAUUAAAGUCAAUAAUGUUGGACAGGAGUAUUCUGGUGAGCCUAAAAAUGAAGAAACAAAUCUAGAUGGCAAUUCAGGACAGAAUGAUUUGGCGAAAGAAGAGGAUGGCAGUAGAGACAAAGAAUCCACGCAUACGGAUCGGAAGGAAGAUGAAAUUCCAAGUGAGGACAACAAUUUGGAGCCUGUAUUUGAUGGAACAGAGGUUCCAGGGUUGGAAGUUAUCCGGAGCACAUCUACCCGUAGAUUGGAUGGAGAUCAGGACAGUCCAGGUGUGGUUGAGAAGGCAGUAGCUCUUAAAAAUUUUGUCAGGGAGAAAAGUGCAGUGGCAGUCUCCACUAUGCUACGUCGCCUUUCUGGAAAAGGUGACGAAGCUUCUGUGGGUAAUUUUGAUGAUGAAGGCAAGGAUGUUUCAAACAUCUCAGAAGUCAAUGAAGCCAAAUUGGUUUCUGAGAAGCCAGUGGAGAAAUCUGCCUGGAAUCCCUUAAAUUAUAUUAAGAAGUCGUCUGAUGUUGAUGCUGAAAACAAAACUGAGCAGAGGGAUUCAAUAACAGAUGGUCCACUGCCACCUUUAGCCAUUAAAGGAAGGAUUAUAAUGUACACAAAACUAGGGUGUCAAGAAUCUAGUGAGAUUAGGCUAUUUUUACGUACAAAAAGGCUUAGGUUUGUGGAAAUCAAUAUAGAUAUAUACCCCAGUAGAAAGAUGGAGCUGGAGAAGAUGUCUGGAUCUACUUCUGUUCCCAAGGUGUUUUUCAAUGAAAUAUUUAUUGGAGGCUUGAAUGAGCUAACAAUCUUGGAUGAGUCUGGACAGCUUAGCGAGAAGAUUGACUUUCUUACUACUGAAGCACCACUAUUUGAAACCCCAUCACCACCAUCUUCUGAAGAGGAUGAUAUUUCCAGCAGUGGAGCAAUUGAUGAAUUGGCUCUUAUUGUACUCAAAAUGAAAGAAUCCAUUACUGUGAAGGACAGAUUGUACAAAAUGCGCAGGUUCACCAACUGUUUUCUGGGCUCAGAUGCUUUAGACUUUUUAUCAGAAGAUCAAUAUUUGGAAAGACAAGAGGCUGUUGAAUUUGCUCGAAAGCUUGCCAGCAAACUCUUCUUUCGACAUGUUCUUGAUGAAAACCUAUUUGAGGAUGGUAAUCACGUGUAUCGGUUUUUGGAUGAUGAUCCAAUUGUUGUGUCACAAUGUCACAACAUUCGUAGAGGCAUCAUUACCAUCACUCCCAAGCCUUUAGCAGAAAUUGCAUCAAGGCUGAGGUUUCUAGCCUCUGCAAUGUUUGAAGCCUAUGCUUUUGAAGAUGGAUGCCGUGUUGAUUAUACAAGCUUGCAUGGAAGUGAGGAGUUUGCAAGGUAUCUGAGAACAGUGGAAGAGCUCCAAAGAGUGGAAAUAUGGGAUUUGUCUAGAGAAGAGAAACUUGCUUUCUUUAUUAAUCUUUAUAAUAUGAUGGCCAUCCAUGCGAUCUUAAUAUUGGGUCAUCCAGAUGGAUCACUGGAAAGAAGAAAAUUAUUUGGAGAGUUCAAGUAUGUUAUAGGUGGCUCCACCUACUCACUUUCAGCUAUUCAAAAUGGCAUAUUGAGGGGAAACCAGCGACCUCCAUAUAACCUUAAGAAGCCAUUCGGUUCAAAAGAUAAACGCUCAAAGGUGGCACUCCCUUACCCUGAGCCUCUGAUUCAUUUUGCUUUGGUAUGUGGCACCCGAUCUGGGCCUGCUCUCCGGUGCUAUUCUCCUGGAAAAAUUGACGAAGAAUUAUUGGAUGCAGCUCGCAAAUUCCUGAGAAGUGGAGGCCUUGUAAUUGAUUUGGCUGCAAAGGCUGCAUAUGCUAGUAAGAUCCUUAAAUGGUACAGUAUAGAUUUUGGCAAGAGCGAGGUUGAGGUGAUCAAGCAUGUGUCAAACUAUUUAGAUCCAGCUGACUCAGAAAUAUUAUUGGACCUGCUUGCCUCUUCUGAGUUGAAGGUGACAUAUCAGCCUUAUGACUGGGGUUUGAACUGGUAGAUCGUGCUAUCAAAGUUCUGUAAAUAGGUCACCUAGAUUGCUUUUGAUCUUCUAUACACAAAUGACCACAAAGAAACGAAAUGAAUGUCCUAUGUUGGCUUCUCUGACUAAUUUUAUAUGUCUCUACAGAAGGGUAGAGUGGUAGGGGAGGAAGAGAUAAGGCCUAAGAAUUAUUUGUUUUCAUUAUUUCCUGUUCUUCUAUAUACCGUCUUCCUGCUAUAUUUUCGUACUUUUUAUUGUUUGGUGCAACUUAUGCUGGUCAAUGACCUCACUGUACUCUGCAACCUCGAACUAGGGAUGCAGCUGGUUUACGUUUUUAGGCUAGUGAUUGAUGCCAACCAUUUUUUCCAGAUGGUUUUGUGCUUCGUCAGAACUCAAAAAUAAUGUCUCAAAUCUUUAUUAUUUUUCCUAUUGCCUAUUUAUACUAUUGAGGCA